AUGUCAUAUCCGACAACAACUGCUAGCACAGGAACAACAGCAGAGCUCACUACGACCGAAACAGAGUCACCAGUGACCACGAGCUUCUUCACUCCCGAGCUGCCGACGACCACAGCAUUACCAGAAAGGCUUCGCUUUGAUAUUCUUUUCCUCAUCGGCGUCAGCAAGGAAUCGAAAGAUCGCUUGGAUGAUAUGAACCGCUUUGUUACGUCAGUGAUGUCUGCUUACGACGUGUCGCAGCGAAACGCCCGUGUAGCACUGGUAGCUGUCGGAAGUGAUGAAGUUGGUUCGACGCCUAUUGCAAAAUUCGACACCAUUUAUUCGUACCGCAGUCUUCUUCAAUAUAUCGAUCGCAUAAAACGAAACACGGAUUUCAAACAUGACGGACAGGCGGCAGAAGAGGCAUUCUCAAUUGCUGUGCUGAAGAGCUUCAUGAAUUCUGGAUAUCGAACCUAUCUCAAGAACCAUGUGAUCGUCUACGUUACAGCCACAACAAAAUUCGACGAUGAACCGCUAAGAAUCACUGAGGAGAUCCUCAAGAACGGCAGCUACGGUAUUAUCACUGUCGGCUAUGGGCCGAAUGUUACUGACCAGACUGCUCUCCAGGUCAUCGCUGGUGGAGCCGCUUGCUCUUUUAUAGCGUAUGAUUCAACUGGACUGCAAAAUAAGGUGGCUUCUGUGCGACAGCUCAUUCGCGACGCAGAUGAAAACGGUGGCAGUACUGCGGUAUGUCAUAUCCGACAACAACUGCUAGCACAGGAACAACAGCAGAGCUCACUACGACCGAAACAGAGUCACCAGUGA
Messenger RNA from Ostertagia ostertagi, 804 nucleotides. The record is from the annotation of a GenBank genome assembly. NCBI's taxonomy places the organism in Eukaryota, Metazoa, Nematoda, Chromadorea, Rhabditida, Trichostrongylidae.